AUGCUUCGCGAAAUUCUGUAUGGACUCACUGGCUUGGUUCUGCUGGCCUAUGCUGCAGAUUUCUUGUACAAUGCUGGAGACGAUCCCAAUGAGCCGAUUCGGAUACGUUCGAGGUUCCCCCUAAUCGGACAUGUCCUAGGACUGAUGAGCCAAGGGCCAACCUACUACAGAAAGACGAGCAAUUCUACCGAAGCCGAGAUCUACACCCUUGGAUGUUUUAAUUUCAAGGUGUACAUCAGCGCUUCCAGCCGGCUUUUACCCUUCAUCCAGAAACAAUCAAGGGCUCUGUCGUUCCGACCUUUUCUCCAGCUCGUUGCACGAAAGUACGGCGAUGCUUCAGAUGCGGCCUAUGAGAUCUUUGGAGGCAGCCUGCCCGAUGACUUGAGCCAGUCCGUGAAGAUGAGCUUGGCCCCAGGUAGCCAUCUUGACGAACUGAGUUUGAGAAUGGGCAAAAGAGUUUUGGUCGACAUCGAUGAUUUGCUUUCAUCCAGGGAUAAGGUGCCAUUGUUGUCUUGGGCUAGACAUGCUGUUGUCCAAGCAACAAGUUGUGCUGUCUAUGGAGAGAAGCACCCUUUUCUCGACCAAGAAAUCGAGAAUUCCUACUGGAAAUGGAUGACAUAUCUUACUGCUCAUUUGGUCGGCUGGCUUGAUGUUACAAAGAAGGGAUAUGCGGCACGAGAGAAGGUUUUUCAGUCAUAUAUCAAGUACUGCAGAAAGCUGCCCAAAGAAAGCUCGCACUUGAUGAAGGAGCACCAACGUGUUCUAGGAGAGGCUGGCAUAUCUAGUACGGACAAGGCCAAGCAGGCCGCCAUCUUUACCAUUGCCUCCUUCAGCAACUCAGCACCGACUCUGUACUGGACCUUGUGGGAACUCUUCUCCCGUCCCGAAAUUCUCGAAGAGGUGAGAGGAGAACUCACAAAACAUGCAGUUGCCAAUCUGGAAGACGGAGAAUUCGUACUUGACGUCGCUGCACUCAAGUCUCAGUGUUCGCUCCUCCUCUCGGUGUUCCAAGAGACGCAGAGAACUCGUCACGUCAAUCCCAGUUUCCGCAAGGUCUUGACGGACACGCUUCUGGAUGACAAGUAUCUCUUGAAAGAAGGCAAUUACCUCCAGGUUCCCGGAAAUGUCAUUCACAGUGAAACAGGCAUCUGGGGUCCGACAGCUUUGCAGUUCGACCCCUAUCGGUUUAUCCCCAAGAAAGGAGGCGAGCGAGAUGUAUCUACCGCCAGCGGCUUUGUCCCGUGGGGUGCUGCGCCGUAUCUCUGCCCGGCGAGACAAUUUGCCGCAACUGAGAUUCUCAUCAUAGCUGCCCUGCUUGCCAUGAGGGCCGAUAUAUCGCCUACGAGUGGGAUUUGGGAUAAGAACCCAGCAUUGAAUCACGCAGACCUUGCCACGCUAUCGCCUCCCACGAAGGAUGUUGACAUGAGUGUAAGUGUCAGGGAAGGGUGGGCUGGCAAUUGGACUGUCAAGAUGGGUGAAAGUCGAAGCCGUGUUCCUCUCGCCUCCGGAUAG
Colletotrichum phormii is the source of this 1512-nucleotide messenger RNA. Its product is annotated as cytochrome P450. Gene Ontology annotation, molecular function: heme binding; iron ion binding; oxidoreductase activity, acting on paired donors, with incorporation or reduction of molecular oxygen. The record is from RefSeq and is a predicted model, not a curated record. NCBI's taxonomy places the organism in Eukaryota, Fungi, Ascomycota, Sordariomycetes, Glomerellales, Glomerellaceae. The transcript is spliced from 3 exons. The coding region runs from base 1 to 1512 and encodes 503 amino acids.